Messenger RNA from Oncorhynchus gorbuscha (pink salmon), 4600 nucleotides. RefSeq names its product dual specificity protein phosphatase CDC14C-like. Gene Ontology annotation, cellular component: mitotic spindle; nucleolus; spindle pole. The transcript is spliced from 17 exons. The record is from RefSeq and is a predicted model, not a curated record. Bases 522 to 2144 code for a protein of 540 amino acids. Gene Ontology annotation, molecular function: protein serine/threonine phosphatase activity; protein tyrosine/serine/threonine phosphatase activity. Lineage: Eukaryota; Metazoa; Chordata; Actinopteri; Salmoniformes; Salmonidae. Gene Ontology annotation, biological process: regulation of exit from mitosis; protein dephosphorylation; microtubule cytoskeleton organization.
GUAGCGUUUACCGUUUCCUUGAACCAAUAACGUUACGCGAGAGCGUUACAUUGUUGCAGAGGGGGCGUUUAUGAGUUUCCUUCGUAACUCGGUUUGAGCAGAGUACGUAGCACCUCUCCUAUGCGGGCAUUUAUUUUUUCGUCGCUAAAUCAGUUCACGUUUUAUUUGUCAUAUCAGUAUAUAUUGAGAGAUUUCGUUAACUGAGACGGACGGUAGACACAUUUAUAGCCCUUGCCCAGCAAAGCAUUAUGCUAGGCUAUUUAAAAAAAAUUGUCACACUUUCUAUGGUUUCUGAGUGGUAGUCUAUACCACAUGCAGUUCGCUUCAGUGGAGCGUUUUAAUUUCACGAGAUAUAGAAAAUAUAUUUUGUUUAACCUACUGAGUGUGUAUGUUAUUGUGCUGGUCUGUGCCUAUGACAGACGUUUAAGUUAUUAUUUAGGUGCGUCUAUAAAGUAAAGACAGCAAGCAAUUGCCGUUGAACUUGAUUUGGUAACUUAUUGUUGGCUCAAGUCGCUAUCAGAAUGACCGAGGACAAUGUCACAAGUAAAAGCAUUGAAAUCGUCAAAGAUCAACUGUAUUUCGCCAUACUGCAGCAGAAGAUUAAAAGCACAGCUGACAGACAUUUCUUCUGCAUAGACGAAGAGCUGUCAUAUGAGAACUUCUAUGCAGACUUUGGCCCGCUCAACCUCGCCAUGUUCUAUCGCUUUUGUUGCAAACUCACUAAAAAGCUCAAGUCAUUCACACUAGCAAAGAAGAAGAUAGUCUUCUAUACCUGUGGAGAUAACAAGAAACAAGCCAAUGCUGCCUAUCUUAUUGGUUCAUAUGCAGUGAUGCAUUUGCAGAAGACGCCAGAGGAAGCCUACAGUCUACUGGUGUCCAGGAACUCUACCUACCUGUCCUUCAGAGAUGCCUCUUUUGGAACAUGUAUGUACAAUCUGAACAUUCUAGACUGCCUGCGCGCCAUAUACAAGGCUCUGCAGUUUGGCUGGCUUGAUUUCUCCCAGUUUGAUGUGGAGGAAUACGAGCAUUAUGAGAGAGCAGAAAAUGGAGAUUUCAACUGGAUUAUUCCUGGGAAGUUCCUAGCGUUCAGCGGCCCUCAUCCAAAAAGCAAAAUAGAGAACGGUUACCCUCUCCAUGCCCCCGAGGCCUACUUUCCUUAUUUCAGGAAACAUAACAUCACAGCCAUCGUCCGUCUCAACAAGAAGAUGUACGAUGCCAAGCGCUUCACUGACAUGGGCUUCGAGCACCACGACCUCUUCUUCGUGGACGGAAGCACGCCAAAUGACGCCAUCGUCAGGAAGUUCCUCAACAUCUGUGAGAAUGCAGAUGGAGCUAUCGCUGUUCACUGCAAAGCGGGUCUGGGACGAACAGGCACUCUGAUAGGCUGUUACAUGAUGAAGCACUACCGCCUGACUGCGUCUGAGGCCAUCGCCUGGAUGAGGAUCUGCCGGCCAGGAUCAGUCAUCGGACCACAACAAAACUUUGUGGAAGAUAAGCAGAUCAGCUUGUGGUCGGAGGGAGAUGUUUUCCGGGAGAAGAUGAACGAGCAGGAGAACGGCAAGCUGGCUGUCACCAGAAUCCUGUCGGGGGUUGAUGAUAUCACUAUCAACGGCAGCAACAAAAGCAGGAUGUCCAAAAAGGAAGAGGCAGAACUGUAUAGUGACGAUGAGGAGAGGAAUGGCAUCACCCAGGGUGAUAAACUGCGAGCCCUGAAGAGCAAGAGGCAGGCGAGAACAACUACAGGUUCCCUUUCACAAGAAGAGAACAAGAUUCACACCAGGUCCUCAUCACAGUCUUUAAGGAUUCUCCUGCAGUCUAGUGGGCCUGAUGCCUCAGACAAUAGGAAGAGAACCAGAACCUCGCUGCCUGCCAACAGUGUGGGGGGCAGCUCCCUGUGCAGCACCAGACUAGCCAGGUCUCUAGGCAGCAUGCAUGUAGUGGCCAGCGACAGAGAGCCAGUGUGCUGUGAGUCCAGUGGCUGCCAUAGAGACACAGCCAGCAACACAGGCAGCACAGGCAACCUGCCCAACCUAAACAUGCUGCAGGCCCCUCAGAAGACGCACUGUGUCCAGAGGACGGAAAACUCGAUGUUCUUUACAAUCAAUGCGCUUUACGAGACUAUGUCACUCCAUACCCAAAGCUAGAGCUCCUCUACUGCGCUGAGCCUGAGGUUCUGGAAUUCUAAGGGAGUACAGUCUACCUGCAGCUCCUGCAAAUGGAGAUUUUUGUUUUCAUUUCUUAAGAGGGACUGGGUUUAUUUUACUUGAACCAGUCCAGUCAAUUGCUGAUUUUAAGGGAUGUUGAUGAGGAAAUGUGAUGUCUCAGUUUUUCUUCCCAUUCAAUCAGAUGUAAACCAUGUUCAGUUAGUUUGAAAUUAAUUUGCCAUCCCUUUUUAUUACUAUAUAUAUGUAUGUAUGUAUAUAUUUCACUGUUUAUAUCAUGAAACAAAACUGUGUCCUGGCCAUAAGUAGUGGGAAUAGUGCCAUUUCAAAUGUAACUGCCAAAAUAAAGGAAACCUUAAGUAACUGAGGGAUUCAAAGUAUAUUGAAAGGGGGGCAGCUAGCUUCAGUUUGCUUCACAUUCCAGCUCACAGGCAGACUACAAUGCUUGCGUCGCAAAAUAAAUGUAGAAAUCUAUAUUAUUCAAUUAUUGCACCCACACUGCUCACGAGCAUCUGCGUUGCCAUGGGUUAAAAUAGAAGUCAGUUCUAUUUGUGACGCAGAUUGCGCUGCAAGUCCUGCCUCUCCCAUCUCCUGAUUGGUUUAUAGAAGCAGGUACCCAUGUACCAUCUCAUUAGAUAUACCCACGUGACUGAAAGACUAACGUUAAUGCGCCUAAUUUAUGAACGUUGCCAAUCGCAAUAUAAAGUCAAAAAAAGCCUAGGAGGAGAGAUGACUCAACUAUUCAGUUGACCGUUUUGUGUGGAUUAAUUGUCGGAGUAGACCUUGUGCAUUUCAGGUAAAAUUAGGACAAAUUAGCUAGCAAGCUAAAUUGCCAUAAAUGUUUAAUGCUUUUGACCUGUCCCCAAAUUUUAUGUAAUUGGUUCAGUGUUUUGAUAUUUUAACAAGUGUGUCGUGAUCGCGUUUGGUGUGGGGGGACAAAAUACAUUUAUGCACGAUGGCGCAGGCGCGCAUCCGGUUUGGGUUCCGUGUUAGCCGUGCAGUAGCGUGCGUGGGUAAAUUCACUGAGGAAGCCAAGCCAGGGAAAAAAAGCCAUAUUACAACCUAUGUUGUGAUAAUUGUGUUUGCUUUUAACCUAUUCGUUCAUUAGGCUACCCUGAGGCGACAGGGUAGCCUAGUGGUUAGAGCGUUGGACCCCCGAGUUCAAACCCCCGAGCUGACAAGGUACAAAUGUCGUUCUGCUCCUGAACAGGCAGUUAACCCAGGCCGUCAUUGAAAAUAAGAAUUUGUUCUUAACCGACUUGCCUAGUUAAAUAUAUAUAUUUUUUAAAUACACCACCGUGAUACAGUGCAUUUGGAAAUAAUUAAGACCCCUUCACUUUAUCCACAUUUCAUUAGGCUAUUCAAAUCUACACCCAAUACCCCAUAAGGUAUUAAUUACAUAAGUAUUCAGACCCUUUACUGUGAGACUCAAAAUUGAGCUCAGGUGCAUCCUGUUUUGCUGCGCUAAUCCUUUAACAAACAUUUAUCAAGGGAGGCCAAAUGCUUGCUGGCAUCAAAUUAUAAAAAUACAUGAAAUUUUCUUUUUGGGGGGGUCAAACAUUUGGGGAAGCCUGGCAUUCAUGAAUUAUAAAGGUGAUGACGCAAUGUUUGGGGGGAAUCUAUUUCAUUGGUCCUAAACUUGAGGCUCAGACAAGUAUUAGUGGAGUUGAGUCAUUCAUUGCAGCAUAAAGUGCCUGGCUAAAAGAUGAGCCACUUCUGGUUAUCCCGAGUUGGAAGUUACCUCAACUCCUCAAACCAGGCAUGUAGUAUACGCCUCAGGUUUGAGGCAAUUUAAAUACCCAGUGAUUUUGAAAGAGGGGUCUCAGCGGGUGUGCGUGUCUGUCACCAGCUCCACUCUUGUAGAAUCUAUGCCCAGGCACAUUGACACCAUUUGGGUGGUCCUAUAAAACACUUGAGGUUCCUUUAUUUUGGAAGUUACCAGUACAUAAGCGUUGCCUGCUUGUUUACGUUGAAUGUUGCCACAGCAAUCCCGAACUGCCAGACUAACGUCUUAUUUGCUUGUUGACAAAGGUCCGUCAGUGCUAGGCACCGCUCAGAUUGAACCUUUAAUAAGUUGUGAAAAGCCUAGCUCAAGUCAAUUUGUUCAAGAGGGCUGUCUAGUUUAGGCGGUAUCUUUCUGAAUGUUGCAUAUAGAAAUGUAACUACAGUGCCACCCUGAAUCUGAUUUGCCUGCAUUUCUAUGCCCUUCUACCCAGUGAAGCGUUUCAUCUGUAUUUUUGUUGAGAUGCUGUACUUAACUGUAAAUAAGUCACAUUUGAUAUCCUGAAAACAUUUGAUUUGUAAAAUAUUUUUGUACUUGUGAACCAUACAAUCAGAAGUAUUACAGAAAAAUAAGUCCUAAAUGGACACCUCAUUCGUGAUUAUCAUGCACAUGGCGUAUACCAGCUUUGAAAUAAAAUCCAACCACUUGUACUCAC